UGUUUUUAUUUAUUUUAUUUUUAUCGUCGGAAAGGAGAAGCAGCGGCCGAGAUGCCGGCCAAAACCCCCAUGUAUCUGAAAACCUCCACCCCCAAGAGGGGUAAGAAGACUAAGCUGCGGGACAUGCUCUCGCGGGAGAUGAUCAGCCCCCCGCUGGGUGAUUUCCGGCACAGCGCCCACAUCGGGCUCGAUGGGGAGGGGGGCAUGUUCGGGGAGCUGUCCUUCCUCCAGGGCAAAUACGAUCUUCUCCCCAACUUGGGCCACAAGCUGGCGAUUCAGAGCGCGGACGCCGGCCUGGACGGGGAUCUCCGCUCCGGCCCUGAAAGCUAUCGCCCCUUCUUAAAGAACGCCGUGUCCCUUCCGGCUUUUGGUGACUCCCAGCAUAAGGAGAGGGCGCCUCCGAAGCCUCCGCGCCUGCACCUGGAGGAGACCCCCAGCCAGCGCUCGAUGUCCGUCAGCUACGGGGAAGGAGGUUUCCACAGAGAAGAAGACUUGUCCUUUUCCACCAUCUCUCAAGACGAGCACAGCAGGUUUCUGGCGGCUUCCAUGAGCUCGUCCGAUGGAUCCAUCAGUGAAUGCGGGGGGGAAAGUCGUGGCCAGGAGUCUGAGGAAGCCCACCACGCGAGAGGGAGUCCACGCGCUCGGGAACAAAGCCUCACGAAAUCCGACUCGCUUUUUGGCCUGGAGCUGGACUUGGGACCCUCCAUUCUAGACGAGGUCCUGAGGAUAAUGGAUGAUUACAAGGCCUAAGGACAGCGGGAGUGUUGGGAAGUUGUGUAAAUAUACGUUAUUUAUUAUUAUCAAAACCCACAAUCUGUUUAU
Molecule: messenger RNA, 822 nt
Organism: Spea bombifrons (plains spadefoot toad)
Lineage: Eukaryota; Metazoa; Chordata; Amphibia; Anura; Pelobatidae
Product: cdc42 effector protein 2-like
Exons: 1
Coding region: 52-750 (232 amino acids)
Source: RefSeq, a predicted model, not a curated record